This is a messenger RNA of Trichechus manatus latirostris (Florida manatee), 3410 nucleotides long. It is a transcript of the gene APOM, whose product is annotated as apolipoprotein M. Gene Ontology annotation, biological process: high-density lipoprotein particle remodeling; high-density lipoprotein particle assembly; cholesterol efflux. Gene Ontology annotation, molecular function: phospholipid binding; lipid carrier activity. Bases 1498 to 2226 code for a protein of 242 amino acids. Gene Ontology annotation, cellular component: very-low-density lipoprotein particle; high-density lipoprotein particle; low-density lipoprotein particle. The record is from RefSeq and is a predicted model, not a curated record. The transcript has 5 exons. Lineage: Eukaryota; Metazoa; Chordata; Mammalia; Sirenia; Trichechidae.
GGAGUCACACUGGACCGAAAGAUGAAACUCUGACUCGGGGCUUUGGCAGGCCCAGGCUGUCUUGGUUAUUGCCCCUCUGUGCCCUUCCUUCAAGGGCAAGGUCCUCGGCCCCGCGACGCUACGACUCCUCCAGCUAGACCGUUGCUGCUGGGUUGCCUGCCGCAGGGGGUGCCUUUCCAAGAUUCAUAGCUUUUACAUACCCAAGUCCCAAUGAAAAGUUUUAAUAAACACCUGUCUAGUGAGUACUUAGUUUGUGCCAGGCAAUAUAUUAAAAUUGUACAGUACUGUGGUCAUAUUUAAGCCUUUCAACAUCUAAGAUAGAUGUUUACAUCUAUUUUAUAGGUGAGUACGUGUAGGCGAACGUAAGUGGCAAAACUGACAGUCAUAGACCUGCCAGACUGGCUCAAGCAUCUCUACUUUGCUGCUCCAAUAAGUUGAAUUUUUAUUUUUUACUAUAAAAUAUUUCAAACAUACCCAAGUAGAAUAGUAUAAGGAACACUUAUAUACCCAUCACCCAGAUUAAUUUGUUUCUUUUUUUUAACUAAAUCACAAGCCUAUAGCAAACCGCCUCUCAUGACAAUUUUGUUGUUUGCAGUCUUUGUGUUAUAAAUAGGGAAGCCUCACCUCUUCGCAUUAAAUGUCUGCUCCACCCACUUGGCACUAUCCAAUUACUGCUUCUUGACAACUUUCGUUUCCUUUCCUCGUAUUACUUGAGAACUUAUUACCCACCAGAAACUAGUAAGUGUUUUGCAAAUAUUACUAUUAAUUACAGUGACUAUUUACCUUGAGUUUACCAAAUGCAGGCAUUUGCUAGGUUUUGUAUGUAUUAUUUAAUCCUGUGAAACUGAUUAUUUGCCCAUUUUGCAGAUGAGGAAACAGAUUAAUAAAAUUGCUCAAGGUCUAGUAAGUAGUAGAGUUGGGGGUUGAGCCCAGGUCCUCGUGACACCAAAGUCUCUCCUGUUAGCCAUUGGAUUAUAUAGCCUCUUGCUUAGCAAUAAACUUCAAUGAAUAAACUCACUUUGUCAGCAAACUUUUCCAAGGGUACAGUUUCCCCAAUUACAAAUUCCUUCAGAGAGAGAGCCUCCCACCCAUCACCCCCCAGUACCUGGUUCAUACCUGCUCUAAAGUACUUAUCAGGUUGUAUUGCAAUGAUUUGUUUAUACAGCUGGUUUUCCCUAGACUUCUUCAAGGCCAGGGACUAUGUCUUAUUCACCCUUAUGUCCCCAGGGCUUAGCCAGUUCCAGGCAAACAACUAGGACUCAAAACAAGUUUGCUAAGUGAAGGAAUGAAGGAGUCAAUCAAGCAGCCCCUCUUCAAUGCUGCACAACAUAGCAGGUAUCCAGCUCAGAUAUGGAUUGAGCAGCUCAGCUCUCAUAACUCCUCAGAGACCCUGGACCUACCAGGGUAUAUUGUGGACUGGCUGCAUCUAGAGGAGGGGGAGGAAGAUCCGAAUCCAGGCUUGGGUUGGAAAACAAGGUUGAAGUUACUCAUUAGCAGAUGAAAGGGUCAAGGGUCAAGGCAAGGGGGCUGGGAGCAGAGUGGACUGAGCAGCCAGCAGGGGACAGAGCAGUUAAGGCACCAGCCACCCCAAGCAGGGCAUCGGAUCUUUCCUGCCUGAAGAUGUUCCACCAAAUUUGGGCAGCUCUCCUCUACCUCUAUGGCAUUCUCCUUAACUCCAUUUACCAGUGCCCUGAGCCCAGUCAACUGACAACUCUAGGAAUGGAUGGGAAAGAGUUUCCAGAGCCCCACCUGGGCCAGUGGUACUUUAUCGCAGGGGCAGCUCCCACCAGAGAAGAACUGGCCACUUUUGACCCUGUGGACAACAUUGUCUUCAACAUGACUGCUGGCUCUAUCCCGAUGCAGCUCCAGCUUCGAGCUACCAUCCGCACGAAAAACGGGCUCUGUGUGCCCCGGAAAUGGACCUACCACCUGACUGAGGGGAGCACUGAUCUAAGAACCGAAGGCCGCCCUGACAUGAAGACCGAGCUCUUCUCCAGUUCAUGCCCAGGUGGAAUCAUGCUGAAAGAGAUGGGCCAGGGUUACCAGCGCUUCCUCCUCUAUAAUCGCUCACCACACCCUCCAGAGAAAUGUGUGGAGGAAUUCCAGUCCCUGACCUCCUGCAUGGAUUCCAAGGCCUUCUUACUGACGCCCAGGGAUCAAGGUGAGGGGAUAAAGUCCUACAGUAGAGGACAAGGACUGAGCAAGUCUUCUGGGAGUGCUGGAUGAAAGGGGCUCAUGUGACAUCAUAGGAGGACAUGGCCAAAGCUGACAUCAUCAGAAUGGCUAUGCUGACACUCCCAUUUGUGUCAUAAGCUAUGAUAGCACCAGAGGCAGGUGGCCAAGGGCUGUGAUGUCACCUGAGGAACCCAGGCUGGGCCCUGGGCUACUCAAACCAGGGGUUUCUGAGUUUAUAGUGGGUAAAGGGUCAGACGUGGAGGGAAGAAGGCCUCAGAGAUCCCUUUUUGGAAAGAAGGAACAUGGUGGAAUAAAGGAAUGCAUUCUUCCCCUCCCAUUACCACCAACCUUGCUUGCGUCUUUCCUUGCUCUUCCUUUCCAUCUUCUCUUCUCUUCCUCCUGCCAGAGGCCUGUGAGCUGUCCAGUAACUGACCUGUGGCUUCAUCUGUGCCCCCAGAUGGAUACUGUGGGAGCUGCCAGGGUGGUGGUUGGGAGGAGACUAGCUAGAGACUUCCGACUCCCUUUCAAGAAUAAUAAAGAUUAUUUUCCAAUCCUCAUUCCUGGGUUUGUCUCCAGAUAGCAAUCCUACUCUCCAUAUUUCAACACUCCCACUAAACCCCCAGCUGGACGGCGUCAGGAAGGACACUGAGUGGUGGUAACUCUCACUUUGUAGUGGUAUAUUUAGGAUUGGGUAUGACACAAUUUAUUGCUGAGUGAGCAAACUCCUAACUCAAGUGGAACUGCAAACUCCAGUGCCUCCCCCAUGCUGCCUGACCUGCCUGCAUCAUCCCCACUCCCUCUGGCCCCCAUGAACAUUCCUGCAGGCUCCCUACCCCCCGUAGGCCUGCAUCCAGACCCCCCCCCAAAAUCCACCUGCCUAGCAGCCUACUCUUCCAGGAUGGCUGAGAUCCCAGAAUGCAGGAGAUCCCUUGAGUGUCCCAACCAUCCUCUUACCCCAGAAGUCUGUCUGUCCUGCUUCUGGUCUCCUCCAUCCUUGGGGAGUUAUAAAAGAUAGAAAGAACCCUUUAGUAUCCCCCCCCCUUUUUUUUUAAUGAACUGGAGGAAAUGUAAAAGUAAAAAGUGACGACAGCUGGUGAAUCUAAGGGAUGCUCCCACCAUCCAUAAACACAGAAGCCCUAAAACAGCCCUGUUCUCUCCUGUGUGUGAAGGGUGCUCUGUACCCUCAUGCCCUGGGUUUUCUUCCCCAUCCCUGAAGUUCCUGUGCUCCCGAUCUG